Messenger RNA from Misgurnus anguillicaudatus (oriental weatherfish), 1552 nucleotides. It is a transcript of the gene pax4, whose product is annotated as paired box 4. The record is from RefSeq and is a predicted model, not a curated record. Gene Ontology annotation, molecular function: RNA polymerase II cis-regulatory region sequence-specific DNA binding; DNA-binding transcription factor activity, RNA polymerase II-specific. Lineage: Eukaryota; Metazoa; Chordata; Actinopteri; Cypriniformes; Cobitidae. Gene Ontology annotation, biological process: regulation of transcription by RNA polymerase II; anatomical structure development.
AUGCAAGGCUACCAGACUACCACUGGAGUGUGCAAUGCAGAUUCAGAUCUGGCAAAUGAAGAAGGGAGUCUGAAUCAGCUAGGUGGUGUUUUUGUGAACGGUCGUCCUCUUCCCGUUUAUAAACGGAGGUUGAUGGUUGAGCUCGCCACAGAAGGCGUACGACCCUGUGAGAUCUCCAGAAUACUGAAGGUUUCCAAUGGCUGUGUUAGUAAGAUUUUGGGCAGGUUUCAGCGCACAGGGGUAAUUUGUCCUAAAGCUACUGGAGGCAGCAGACCAAGACUCCUAACUCCUGAAGUCAUCUCCAUCAUAGCGCAGUACAAACGACAGAAGCCCACACUGUUCGCCUGGGAAAUCCGACAAAAACUGGCAGCAGAUCGAGUCUGCAGAGAAGAUAAGGUCCCCAGCGUGUCCUCAAUAAACCGUAUUCUUAAGAAGAUACAGCAAGAUGUGGACAUUGUGGGUGGUGCAUAUUCAAGUGUACAACACAGCCACCCAGAUGUGAGAGUAUGUGAACAAAUUAAUGUGCAGGCAAGGAGUUUAGAGACAACAGAUCAGAUGAAUCAACAACAAUCAGACAUGAACCACCAUGGUAAUCGCAGCAGAAUCGCUUUCACUUCAGAUCAAUGCCAGAGGUUAGAGAAAGAGUUCAUCCAUGAGCUUUAUCCAGACCUGCUUACCAAAGAAAAGCUGUCUGAGGAGAUUCAUCUUCCACAGGAUGCUAUAAAGGUUUGGUUCUCCAAUCGCAGAGCAAAAAUGAGAAGAGAACAAAGGGAGUCACUGGGUAUGACCAGGCCAAGGCUUCUGGGAGGCACAAAUGCUUUGAUGUCUUUGUCAGAGACUCCAGAAAGCCCACUUGACAGCUAUUUAAAUAACAACAGCGCAGUGACUUAUCACAGACAAUCCACUUUUCCAAUGGCCCAUCACAUCGACAAAAACACCUUCCCAUUGGCUCAUUUGACCACAAAUGCAUUCCCGUUAGAUAAUCACACAGAGGCUUAUGUGCCGCUAUCUCACCACGCAAACCAGGACCUUGCGUACCGAUUGGUUCCCUCGAACACGGACGAAAGAAUCUUCAUGGCUAAUUGCUCUCAGUGGGCUUCUCAUCAAACUUUGAUUGGACAAAAUGUUUCCAUGUUUUGAGGUUUGCAGGACCAAAAUGCAACGACAUGAUGUGGAUGUUGUGGACAGUAGAUGGCAGCAAAGGAAAAAAAAUAAUGGCAUAUUGAUGUGGAACAUGUCCAUCGGUGGUUCUCAAUCUUUUUGGCAUGCAGCCUCCUUUCCCGGCCCCCCCAAAGAAAAUGCAUCCAUUGAAACACUCUCAAACUUAGAAUUUGAAUUAAACAAAACAAACAUAUUUAAUUGUACAAUGUGCUAUCAGUUAGUAGCCUUAUUCAUCUGAUGUUCAAGAAUUUAUGAUAAAGUCAUAUUUUUUAUAAAAUGUUAUAAACUAGGCCUCCUGGCACCAUCUCACAAAUAAACAAAAAGCUUUAAAAAGUCAAUAAUGUUUUCAAAUUUGAUUACAUGUUUCAAGUGAAGCAUGCAAAUAAAUAAA